Messenger RNA from Gossypium raimondii (Peruvian cotton), 1495 nucleotides. RefSeq names its product WAT1-related protein At4g08300. NCBI's taxonomy places the organism in Eukaryota, Viridiplantae, Streptophyta, Magnoliopsida, Malvales, Malvaceae. Bases 92 to 1246 code for a protein of 384 amino acids. The transcript has 7 exons. Gene Ontology annotation, molecular function: transmembrane transporter activity. Gene Ontology annotation, cellular component: plasma membrane. The record is from RefSeq and is a predicted model, not a curated record.
UUCUCAUUUAGAAGUUGGCAGCGUCAGAGUGAGUACUCUCUAUAGAGAAAAAAACUAAAAGAGAGAGUAAGAGACUGCUGUUAGAGAAACAAUGGGAGACCAAAUGCCAUGUGCAGCUUUGUCUAAUGUAUGGAACAAAGUGAAACCAUUCUUGGCAAUCAUCUCCCUGCAAUUUGGAUAUGCAGGGAUGUAUAUCAUCUCCUUGGUUUCUUUAAAGCAUGGAAUGAGUAAUUUCAUCCUUUGUACCUAUCGUCAUGUUGUUGCCACCAUUAUCAUUGCUCCCUUUGCCUUUGUUCUCGAAAGGAAAAUCCGGCCAAAGAUGACCCUUCCUAUCUUCCUCAGGAUUGUGGUUCUUGGUUUGCUCGAACCAGUACUUGACCAGAACUUAUACUAUUUGGGAAUGAUGAAGACAACUGCAACAUAUUCAUCGGCUUUCGUCAACAUGCUUCCUGCUGUUACUUUCAUAUUGGCAAUGAUUUUUAGGUUAGAGAAGAUCAAUUUGAAGAAGAUAUACAGUGUAGCAAAGAUCAUUGGAACAGCAAUCACUGUGGUAGGGGCAAUGGUGAUGACUUUGUACAAAGGUCCAAUUGUUGAUUUCAUCAAAUCAGGAGGCGUGGCACACCAUGGCACCACCACUGAAUCUGCAGACAAACACUGGGUUACUGGCACCAUAAUGCUUCUAGCAAGUAUCUUAAGCUGGUCAAGUUACUUUAUUUUGCAAUCCUUCACGUUGAAGAUGUACCCAGCCGAGCUCUCUCUUACAGCUUGGAUAUGCUUGAUGGGAACGAUCGAAAAUGCAGUAGCGUCCCUUAUCAUGGUCCGGGGUAUAAGUGCUUGGAAACUAGGUUGGGAUUCAAGGCUCCUUGCUGCGUCUUACUCUGGAAUAGUUUGCUCUGGGAUUGCGUAUUACGUGCAAGGAGUGGUGAUCCGGGAACGAGGACCGGUGUUCCUUACGUCAUUCAGCCCUCUAUGCAUGAUCAUCACUGCUGCUCUCGGUACCUUUGUUUUAUCAGAACAAGUGCACCUUGGAAGCAUUCUUGGAGCCAUUAUCAUAGUCUCAGGGCUUUACACUGUGGUGUGGGGUAAAAGCAAAGAUGGGAAAAGCCCAGAAAGUGAUGAGAAAAGCAAAGGCCUGCAAGAAUUGCCAAUCACAAACAAUGCUAAAUCAAUCAAUGUUGAUGAGAGCAUUGAUGGAGAUGCCAAAAUUGUUAAGAUUCCAGCUUCAAACAGACCCUUUAGCACUUAAGGAACAUAAUAACAUUUCCUUAAUUUCCAUUGUUUAUGUGAAUUUGAAGCAGAGUUGUUCUUCCACAAGCGAAAAAGAUAAAGUACUAUGUAACCAUCCCAUCCCCCUCCCCCCCCCCCCUCUCUCGGCUUCUCUGCAUCAAAGUAACUUGUGUCUUUAUAUAUAUCACCUUUUGAUUGUACUCUGAGGCUUUAAUUUGGUGAAGUAAAAAACAAUGAACCCUUGCGGUUUGCCGUUCUUCUCCAUCUA